This is a messenger RNA of Rhopalosiphum maidis (corn leaf aphid), 1094 nucleotides long. It is a transcript of the gene mRpL2, whose product is annotated as 39S ribosomal protein L2, mitochondrial. Gene Ontology annotation, molecular function: RNA binding; structural constituent of ribosome. Gene Ontology annotation, cellular component: ribosome. Bases 96 to 1007 code for a protein of 303 amino acids. NCBI's taxonomy places the organism in Eukaryota, Metazoa, Arthropoda, Insecta, Hemiptera, Aphididae. The record is from RefSeq and is a predicted model, not a curated record. Gene Ontology annotation, biological process: cytoplasmic translation. The transcript has 4 exons.
AUUUAAAAAAAAGAAAUUAAAAUCUACUAAAUUUUUUUAUAGUUUACCAGGCACGAUAUUGGGCCGUAUUAUUUAUUAGUUCAAAAGGUGCGAAAAUGUCUGUGUCAUUUUUAGCGCCGUCUUUGCGUUUCUCUGUAUUUGAUCCUACUAAGUUGAAGACCAUACAUUCGGUUUUUUUUAAUGUGGUGAGGCACAAGUGGAAUUUCACACAUAUGGAGUUACCUAGUCCGAAAUCUAGAAAUUUUAGACGGGAAAUCGAAUGGCCCGAAAAGUACACCGUGAAACCAUUGAAUAAUAAACACUUGGCAGGCCGAGAUCCUAUCUCUGGCCGAGUCGUUGUCAAGGGCUUGGGUGGUGGUAUCAAACAGAAAUAUCAUUGGGUAGAUUUAAAACGUUUUGGACCCACUGGUGAACAUGAUGCUCCUCGGAUUGACCGUGUCUUAGAGAUAAUGGACUGUGGCUGUCGAACAGCUAAAGUGGCUUUGGUUGGUUGUGGCACAAAUUUAAAGUACAUUAUUGCAACUGUCAAUAUGAAACCUGGAGAUAUGUUGGUCACAUCUAGUUACAUUCCUCGCAUUCCAGUUAAUCCAAAUGAAGGAGAUGCAUAUCCACUCGGUGCAUUAUCUAAGGGAACAAAAGUACACUGUAUUGAAAAAAUGCCAGGUGAAGGUGCUCAUUAUGUAAUGACUGCUGGAUCAACAGCUACUAUAUUGAGACAAGUUGAUGACAGAGUUAUUAUUCAAUUGCCAUCAAAAUUACAAGUGUCACUUUCCAAACAUUGUAUGGCAUCGAUUGGGCAAAUAUCAAAUGCAAAUCACUUUAAGGAACACAUUGGCAGUCCAAAUCGUAACCGCGAAUUGGGUAAUCGUCCUCGGUCUGGAUUGUGGCAAAGAAAAACUGGUCGCUUUGGCCGUAAAAUUAGACCACCACCACCAUUAAAAAUUGUAACUGAACUUGCUCCAAAAAAAUUAGAAAAGGUUACAUUAGAACUAAGUGCUUUGUUUUGAAAUGUAUGUACUUAGGAUAUUGAUCAUUAACUGUUAUACUAAACAUAUUGUAUAAAAUAAAAUAAAUAAACUAAUAUAAUAUUUUAA